AUGCCGUUAGAAGGGGAUAAAACCCGGGGUCCAGAAACUUCAGGAAAUACAAAUCCUGGACAGUUCACCGGUCAAGUAUCGGGACAAACUGUAAGUCGUGAUACCAUUAAUGUGGAUUUUUUUGAUCCUAAGCAGCAAACGUUUCGAAGAUGGUUGCAACGAUUAGAAGGAGCUUUCCGCGUUUUUAAAAUUCAAGGAGAGCAAGAAAAAGUUGCUUAUUUAUUACAUUUUCUUGGCGUAGAGGCAUUCGGAAUUCUUUGUGAUCGUUUGGAUCCACAAGAUCCGUAUUUAUUGCCUUACGAUAAUUUACUCAAUAAAUUAAAAGAAUAUUACGCUCCGGAGCCGUUAGAAAUAGCGGAGAUUUUUGUUUUCCGGAAACGACUACAAUUACUGGAAGAAAAUGCUCAAGAGUACAUGGCCGCGUUGCAGAAGCUGUCUUUAUAUUGCAAGUUUGGCGAAUAUUUGAAGACGGAGCUCAGGAAUCAAUUUGUUUAUGGACUACGGAAUCAACGUAUCCAAGGGCGACUUUUGGAGACAGCAAACCUGACGAUGGAAUCAGCUUUGAAAACGGCUAGCGGUAUGGAGUUAGCGGAAAAAGGUGUAACGGAAUUAAAAGCAGAAGCUGCAGUGGCAGUCGAUUUCGUCGGAUCAAGCGGCAAGGCGAAGAAGAAAAUGACGGACAAAGAGAUUAAAUCGAAGGGUCACCAGAAGAACUACAAAUCUGGAAAAAGGACAAAUGCGUGUGGACAGAAUCAUCUGGCGCCGGAUUGCACUCUUCCUCGACACGUGAAGUGCCAUGAAUGCGGCGGUUUUGGCCAUUUGCAGAAAGUCUGCAAAAAGAAAGGCAAAGCUCAAUUAUUGGAGGAAGUUUUUCGAUUAGAUGAAUUGGAGCAUUCGCAUUUUCGGGAUAAGUACAUGGUCUCUCUCUAUCUGGAAAAUCGACGAGUUACUUUCGAGGUAGAUUGCGGAGCCGCGGUCACUCUGAAAUAUUCUGAUAUUGUGAGUGAGGAGUUCCCAUCCAUGAGUAAAGUAGAAGCUCGGUUAAAAUUAAAAGAAAAUGCGAAACCGGUAUUUUUAAAAAGUCGGGCAGUCCCAUUUAAAUUAAAAGAAAAAGUAGAAGCAGAAUUGGAAAGUAUGGUUCAAUCGGGAAUCUUAGAAAAAGUUGAAUCUUCAAGAUGGGCUACGCCAAUAGUACCGAUGCGAGCAGUAGGUCCGGCGGUUAUCGAUAACUCUCAAAUCCAAGCGUGGGAUUGUGUAGGCCCGAUUAUUAAUCAGAAUCAGGAUGGAAACGAGUUUCGUGAACCAUUACCCGCGUUAUCAGAGAGAGAGAGAUCAUUGACUGUAUCCUCGGAACUUUCUGAACAACGAGAGGUUCAGGAAGGGACAUCCGAUGUUGAGGAGGAGGCGCCAGAUCAAGCUGUUCACCCUGAAGUACCACCGGCGUCAGUAUCGAGCCGAGAACGGCCAGAGCGUAAGCGCAAACCACCGGAUCGUUUCGGUGAUUACUUCUCAUAUUGA
Molecule: messenger RNA, 1518 nt
Organism: Nylanderia fulva
Lineage: Eukaryota; Metazoa; Arthropoda; Insecta; Hymenoptera; Formicidae
Source: RefSeq, a predicted model, not a curated record